CUGGAGAAUCUGUAUCCAGUGGGAUGCCCUGAGAGGUCACAGAUGCAAGGCUAGAAGGGACCAUUCUGAUCAAGUCUGACUAGUUGCCCCCAAGAAUUCCUAGGGCAGAUCUGUUAGAAAAACAUCCCAUCAUGAUUUGAAAAUGGAUUCACCAGGACCCAAAGAGCCUUAAUCGCCAUCUCAGCCGCCUAGGAAAUCCCAGCCAGUUUUACCCCUGGGCUGUGACUGAGGGGUCAUUUUGCAUUUUCUCCUAGAGCAAGAUGGCGACGGGCGCAGACGUGCGGGAUAUUCUGGAGCUGGGGGGUCUGGAGUCAGAGAACACGGGAACCAUCAAUAAGAAGGACAUCAUCAAUUCUGAUAAGAAAAAAUCCAAGAAAUCAUCUGAGACGCUGACAUUUAAGAGGCCGGAGGGGAUGCACCGAGAGGUUUAUGCACUUCUCUACUCCGAUAAAAAGGAUGCGCCUCCACUGCUGCCCAGUGACACGACGCAGGGCUACCGCACAGUCAAGGCAAAGCUGGGCUCCAAAAAAGUACGGCCCUGGAAGUGGAUGCCCUUCACCAACCCCGCAAGGAAAGACGGGGCGAUGUUCUACCACUGGAGGAGGGCUGCAGAGGAGGGAAAGGAUUACCCCUUCGCCAGGUUCAACAAAACGGUGCAGGUGCCUGUGUACUCGGAGCAGGAGUAUCAGCUGUACCUGCAUGACGACGCCUGGACCAAGGCGGAGACGGAUCACCUCUUCGACCUCUCCCGCAGGUUUGACCUGCGCUUCGUGGUGAUCCAUGACCGCUACGACCACCAGCAGUUCAAGAAAAGGUCAGUGGAGGACCUGAAGGAACGGUACUACCACAUCUGCGCCAAGCUGGCCAACGUCCGCGCUGCUCCGGGCACCGACCUGAAAAUCCCUGUCUUUGACGCCGGCCACGAGAGACGUAGGAAGGAGCAGCUGGAGAGGCUGUACAACAGGACUCCAGAGCAGGUGGCGGAAGAGGAAUAUCUGAUCCAGGAGCUGCGGAAAAUUGAAGCCAGGAAGAAAGAGCGAGAGAAGAGAACCCAAGACCUGCAGAAACUCAUUACCGCUGCCGACACCACCACCGAGCAGAGGCGAGCGGAACGCAAGGCUCCCAAGAAGAAGCUGCCGCAGAAGAAAGAGACAGAGAAGCCUGCUGUUCCUGAGACUGCUGGCAUCAAGUUUCCCGACUUCAAAUCUGCAGGUGUCACGCUGCGGAGCCAGAGGAUGAAACUGCCAAGCUCGGUAGGACAGAAGAAGAUUAAAGCCCUGGAGCAGAUGCUGAUGGAACUCGGAGUAGAUCUCAGCCCCAUGCCGACGGAGGAGAUCGUGCAGAUGUUCAACGAGCUGCGGAGCGACCUGGUGCUGCUCUACGAACUCAAGCAGGCCUUCGCCAACUGCGAGUACGAGCUGCAGAUGCUGCGGCACCGGCACGAGGCGCUGGCCAAGGCGGGCAGCCUGGGCCCCGUCGGCAUGGAGGGGGCCCGCGCAGACGGGCAGGCCGGGCUCAGCGCGGAGGAGGGCAAGGGAGACGCCAAGGACCAGAUCAUUGAUGUGGUUGGAGCUCCGCUGACCCCGAACUCGAGAAAGCGCCGGGAGUCGGCCUCCAGCUCCUCCUCCAUCAAGAAGGUGAAGAAGCCAUGAGCCCCUCGGGUCAGCACCAGGCCGCGGCAACAGACUGACUGUGAGAGCCGGGCAGGGGAAGGAAUCCAGCCAGGGCCGUUCCCUUCCCAGCACUGUCCCCCGUCCCCCCCCAGCUGCCAGCAAGCCCUGCGGGGUGACGCUGCGGGGCCGCAGGGAAGCUGGGCGGGCGGCUGGAGCCCUGCGAGUGGCCACGGUGCGGACUGACAUGCUGGAUUUGUGUGUCCCUGUAAAUACAGCCCUGUCCCCCUCC
Malaclemys terrapin pileata is the source of this 1902-nucleotide messenger RNA. It is a transcript of the gene DMAP1, whose product is annotated as DNA methyltransferase 1 associated protein 1. Gene Ontology annotation, biological process: negative regulation of transcription by RNA polymerase II; chromatin remodeling; DNA repair. The transcript has 11 exons. The record is from RefSeq and is a predicted model, not a curated record. The coding region runs from base 261 to 1652 and encodes 463 amino acids. Gene Ontology annotation, molecular function: transcription corepressor activity. Gene Ontology annotation, cellular component: nucleus; Swr1 complex; NuA4 histone acetyltransferase complex. Lineage: Eukaryota; Metazoa; Chordata; Testudines; Emydidae.